GCAGAGCUAGCCGGCUGCCGCUGCCACCAACCGGAUCCUUCAGCCCGCCACCGCGCACGCGUCGUCGUCCCGCUCGCCCGCCGCCGCGCCAGCCCAUCGUCCCUGCCCGAGCCGCCGUCCCGCGCCAGCACCGCCCCGAGCGGAGAGAAUACAGGACCCCACCGCCACCCGCUGCGGGUCACCCGCUGGGAGGAGGGGAAGGGGGAUCACCCUCUGACUUGACUCCUCAUCCGGUUCCGCCGCCGCUGCGGCCACAACAGCGAGUCUUCCAAACUCCGGUGAGCGUAGAAAUGGCCCGCCGCCUUCUUCUUCUCCGUCGUAGCCACAGCUAUUCCACCUCCGCCGCCGACAUGGUCGUCUCCUCCAUCCGCCUCCUCUCCGCCACGGACCCCACCAAAUCAGCCCCAACCCCCACUCCCCUUCACCUCGUUAGCCCCAAUCCCGAUCCGGUAGCAGCUCCUCCCCCUCCUCCUCCCACCACCACCAUCCUCCUGUCCCCGGCGGACCGCCUCCGCGGGGUCUUCCUCCAGAAGCCCCCCGGCCGCGCCGCCCUCCACCGAGCCCUCUCCUUCACGGGCCUCGACGCCCUCUCCCCGGAGGUUCUCUCCGAUGUGGUCAGCCGCGGCAACCUCAGCGGCUCCGCCACCGUCGACCUCCUCGACUGGGCCAUCUCCAACGCCAAGCUCCCCCCUUCCGUACAUACCUGCAACAUUGUCGUCAGAGCUCUGGGCAGGAGGAAGUUCUUCAGCUCCGUCGAGCCUGCCCUGGAGGUAAUGCGGAAAAAUGGCAUCUUUCCGGACCUAACCACGCUGCAGAUCAUCAUGGAUACUCUGGUUGCCGCCAGGCAGGUCAACAAGGCCGUCCAACUGCUCGAGAGCGACCAAUUUGGGUUAGGAAUUGGGCAAACUUGCCACAGAAAGGAGGCCUUCUCUGCUCUCAUCGAAUGCCUCUUCCGGAGGUCACAUGUCGGCGUUGCCAGCUCGCUCGUACAGGUCGCCCGUGGAGAGCCUUUCAAUCUUGAUAAACAAGUGUACAAUGACGUGCUUGGCGGUUGGGCGAGGUUUGGGAGGGUUGAUAAGCUGCAGCAUUUCUGGGCAAUGAUGCUGGAGGAUGGGCUAGUGCCCGAUGAUGUUUCACAUUGCCAUCUCAUCGAGGCAUUGGGGAGGGCAGGGCAGGCUGAGGAGGCAGUCAGGGUGUUUGAGAAAAUGGUGCAAGAGGGAUACGGUCCAACUACGAUGGCCUACAAUGCACUUGUUUUCAAUUUUAUCUCACUGGGCGAUUUGGACAGGUCCAUCAAGUACUACAAGGAUAUGGUGGAGAAUAAUUGUCCUCCAAACAGUGACACAUACUGCAAGAUGAUUAGAGCCCAUCUGAAAGCACGCAGGGUGGCUGAUGCACUUCAAAUGUUUGAUGACAUGCUGGCUCAAGGAGUUCUGCCAGAUACAGGCGUAAUUACAUCAUUCAUUGAGCCACUUUGCACGUUUGGGCCUCCUCAUGCUGCCUUGAUGAUCUACCAAAAAAGUAGGAAGGCUGGGUGUACGAUAUCCUUGAAAGCAUACAAGCUUCUGCUUGAAAGGCUUGCCAGGUUUGGGAAAAGUGGGACAGUGUUGAACAUUUGGGAGGAGAUGCAAGAGAGCGGGUAUCCAUCCGAUAAAGAAAUUUACGAGUUUAUUGUAAAUGGGCUUUGCAAUGUGGGUAAGGUUGAUGCUGCUGUUUCCGUGGUGGAGGAAUCACUUAGGAAAGGCUUCUGUCUAGGGAGAGUUAUUUAUAGCAAACUGAACGACAGGCUGCUGGAGAUGGACAAAGUGGAGACUGCAUACAGUUUGUCAAAGAAAAUCAAACAUGGACGGACACUUGCUAAUUCACGCAACUAUUGUCGUGCUAAUGGUUGGCACUUGUGAACAUACUUGGUUGUAACGCAACUAUUUGGUAUGCUGGUCAGUUCCAUAUGGGUUUAAAAGUACGCUCAUUUGCAUUCUGCAAAAAAAAUUGGCAAGAUAAAACUCAAGUUUGGCUGGUGAAAGGUAUAAGAGUAUUCUUGACUGCCCAUGUUUAUGACAUGUUUGGCUAUUUCAUGCAUACCAUGUUAUGGGGUUAUUCUGACUAAAUCUUGCCUGAUGAGUAGUGGAUUAAGUAGCAGAAAGCUACAUCAAACAAUGAGACAAAGUAAUCAAAUCGGUAGAAUAGAAUGGAUAGACAUGUACUCUUUUCUUAUGUACUUCUGCUGCUCUGGAGAACUACGAACAGCAGAUGGAAUCUGAAGUUUCAGAACUUGGGUUCCUCGGGGAAAUGCAGAGAAACUAUAUUAAAAAGAAAACGUCGGGUCUCAAGUAUCAGAACUUGGGUCCCUUUGAAAGUCGCGGAGAAAGUAGCCUGAUGUAUCCUUGAAUAACUGGACUUCCAAGUUACAGAAGAACAGUAAUACUUGAAAGUUGAACCGGCAGGCCAACCUUUAACUGAACUUGUUAUAUACGGCAAAUGGGCACGUUGUACCUGGAAUGGAACAUCACAUCUACAAAAUUCUAUGUGAUGCCAGUUAUCCUGUUGCUGACUGCUUUAUUCAAUUGCUGUGGGUUUUAUUUGUGGUUCUGUAACUACCUAUGCCAUUAUCUUCACACGAUGUAGGUUGUUGAUGUUUCAUGAAGAUGCAAUCAUGGAUUCAGGAGACAAUUGCCCAGAACAGUUGCUAUCACGUAUGAGGACUGAUAUAUCACGUGAGGUCAAAGAAGAGAACUGGUUCAACAAUUACACAAGAAGAAAAUGAAAAGACAGAGCACCUUAUUAUAGAAAUGAUGAAAUCCGUGGGGCUUGCAACCACGGAAUGAAAUCCCAUACGACAAAUCUCCUCUGGCUUGUCAGGUGCUAUUUUCGAGCAAGGUAUCAGCAGAUACUGUGUUUGAACAUGAUUGCUGGCAAAGAAUAGACAGGAUGAAAUGUACAGUUCAGUCAUUGUUUCUUCCAUGAUUGCUAGCCUCAGGUAUAUGAACUGAAUACUAGCAGUUAUUCCUCUUAGUUUUGUGCAUUUUUGUUAGUUAAAAUCUGAGUUUUGCAGCUAGGACAAGUGUUAAAUAAGCUAUGGUCAACCUGUAUAAUGUAGUUGACCGUGUCUGUUAUCUUCUGAUGAUAUUUGACAGCUUAUGGAUAGAAAUGUAUAUUUCAGUUUUUGUAGCUAUUAACACUUGCAAGUUACUGCACUGCUAGCUCAAUUCUGGUUAGUAAGUCUGUGUCCGCCUCCUGCUGAAAUUUGGUUGUGAUUGAGACAGUUUUUUUUUUUUCUGAAGUUACUGCACUGCAACUGUAUUGCUUAUUUGAUUUGCCUAUCCAUUUUUUUUCUGAAGUUGAGCUGGUAAGUUUCAGAUGUUCAAUGAUGCGCUAGGGAAAAAUUGGAUGAAGAAAGAUGUGUGUGGCUGUCUGAAAGAAGUAUUUGCACAAACAAAUUAUAAUUAAUGUGUUGAUGAAAUUUUGGGUUUUCAAAUUGGAACCAAAAACCAACCCAUACCUUUAGACUCUUUUGGAAUUUCCAGAACAAAUUUUUGUUUGUUCCCUUUCACUGUUUGGGGACUUUUGACUUCAGAAUGGACCUUUCCCCCUUUCCCCUUUUCUGUGGAUGUAUGUGUGCUGCUUAAUUCCUGUAUGUAUGCAUGUUUGUCCUAUCAAGAUUCUCUGUUUCUUUCUGUAAACUAGUGGUUUUAGUUCGAUCUGAAUCUGGGUUAUUUAUAUAUAUUUGACAAUUUGACAUGUUUCACUUUCUGAUCUACAAAGGUCCACAACUUGUCGCCUGGGAUCAUCAGAUAUUUGGAUCCAUCCAUCAGAGAUAUGCUUCAGUUAGUUUCUGCAUUUCCAGAUUUUCCUCCAUGGAUAAUAUGGAAGAUUAGCAUUUGACUCGUGUGUCUGUGUGUGUGUGACACGUAGCUGCAUGCUUGACAAUGGAUAUUUGUGUUAGUGUGGAUAUUGGCUCCUGAGGCCCCACUUGAUUUUUGUUCAUUUAUCUAUGCUCAGAUUUGGUUAGUAUGUCAUCUUUGGUAUCAACUUGGAACACAAAUUAUUCAUGGAUAUGAUUCAGCAUUUAACAAUA
Messenger RNA from Aegilops tauschii subsp. strangulata, 4075 nucleotides. RefSeq lists its product as uncharacterized. NCBI's taxonomy places the organism in Eukaryota, Viridiplantae, Streptophyta, Magnoliopsida, Poales, Poaceae. Gene Ontology annotation, molecular function: protein binding. The record is from RefSeq and is a predicted model, not a curated record.